AAGAAGACUGAAGACGCAUACACAUUCGGAGUGUUUCUGUCUCGCGUUUUCAUUUGAAUUUGUACCUUGUGUGUUUCGGUGAAUUCUGCCCUGCGUGGGCCCAGUCUGACCCACCACAGUAUUUCGUUCGGUUUGUGCUUGGCAUCCUUUCCCUCCCUGCUGUACGGCGAUAACUGGCAUACGCCUUAAUACGUGUUUCGUAGGUUGUCCUUGGCCGUCUUUUUGUUUGAAAUCAUAGCUGGCUAGCAAGCUAGCUGUCUAGAUAACUGGCUUACCUGGCUAAGGUUAUAGCUAUUUAGCUAUUGGUUAGCUGUACAGCAAGCUACAUAAAACAUGUCAACCACUGGCGGCGGAGAGUUCGGUAACCCCCUGCGGAAAUUCAAGCUUGUUUUCCUGGGAGAACAGAGCGUGGGGAAGACUUCACUCAUAACUAGGUUUAUGUAUGACAGCUUUGACAACACAUAUCAGGCAACUAUUGGCAUAGAUUUUCUGUCAAAAACCAUGUAUUUGGAGGAUCGUACGAUUCGGCUCCAGCUGUGGGACACGGCCGGGCAGGAGCGCUUCCGCAGCCUCGUCCCCGGCUACAUCCGCAACUCGGCCGCUGCCGUGGUGGUUUAUGACAUCACAAACCUCAACUCCUUCCAGCAAACCUCAAAGUGGAUUGAUGAUGUCAGAACAGAGCGAGGAAGUGAUGUCAUAAUCAUGCUGGUUGGCAACAAAACAGACUUGGCUGAUAAAAGGCAGAUCACUACAGAAGAGGGUGAGCAGAGAGCUAAGGAACUGAAUGUCAUGUUCAUUGAGACCAGCGCAAAGACUGGCUACAAUGUCAAACAGUUGUUCCGCCGAGUAGCUGCUGCCCUGCCUGGGAUGGACAGCACACCUGAGAAGAGCAAAGAGGACAUGAUUGACAUAAAACUAGAGAAGCCUCCAGAGCAGCCUGUGACUGAGAGCAGCUGCUCCUGCUAGUGCCUGCCUCCUUUCUUUCUCCAACAGCUCGUCUCUCAGUGGCCACUUGCACCAACCUCGUAAAAACGCCGUUGGCGAAAGACCCUUCCCCUUUGAUUCAAUGACUUUUCAGAGUAACCUUGUGGAUGUGCUAUUAAUUAAACAAUCAAGACAAAAAAAAGUAAAAAAGCUGAAGUAGUUAAAUCACAGGAUAAGUUAAAUGCAGAUGUGCUCAAACUCUCAUCUAUUACAACUGCAUGGCGUAUAUAGGAUUGAGACUGAGAUAGCUUCUCCCGCCACUUCUGAGUUCUUGCACUUUUAUGGCGCAAAAUCGGUGUCGUCACACUUGUCAUUGUUGUAAAAAUAAUGAUCGUUUUUGAAUAUAUAGACACAUAUUGUGAACUUCAGUGAAGGCCUCUGCUUUUUAUUUGGUUGGUGAGGAGGGAGAACAGCAGGUGCUGUAGUCACAUUGAAACUAACGAAAGCUUUGGUCACCAUUACAUUUAAUGAAACGUCAUUAGCUUUUCUGCGGCCAGACUCAGGCUGACUGGAAAUAUUGGUAGUUUAAAUGGUAACGGUUAGCAGCAAGUGCUUCUGCACCUUCAUUAGUCUUGAGUGGUUUGAACCACUGCACUGCUAGUCGUUCUGUCCUGUUUACAGCUGAGAGAGGUUUGGAUCCAGUCGUGGUUGGCAUAUUAAAUUAAUUAGAAUUUUAAAAUUGAACUGUAAAUGGUCAAUAGGGCUGUACAAAGUGGUACCCUGUAGAGGAAAGCCCAUUGUCUCAUGGUACAUUACCUUAAAAAAGGGUAUGCUGAAAAGAAUGUAUAUCAGAAUAAACAGAAAACCAGAUGUGCAUUUUAGAUAUUAGACAUUUAGCCCAA
Molecule: messenger RNA, 1826 nt
Organism: Megalops cyprinoides (Indo-Pacific tarpon)
Lineage: Eukaryota; Metazoa; Chordata; Actinopteri; Elopiformes; Megalopidae
Product: ras-related protein Rab-6A-like
Exons: 8
Coding region: 334-966 (210 amino acids)
Molecular function (GO): GTPase activity; GTP binding
Source: RefSeq, a predicted model, not a curated record